UAAUUCUAAUCGACUUAAGAUGUCAGCUACUACGUUAAUUUUAUAAUCGUAAAAUCAUUUUAUCAAAAACUUAAUCUCAUCAUAUUUGUAUAUAAAUGCGAAAGAAAAGUUAAUUGAUUUGUAUAUUGGAUGUUGGUGGGAAGUAAACAUGCGUGUAUUUGGUUUAUUGGUUCUCUUCUUUACGGCUGUGGCAGCUGUCCCCAAAGCCGGUCAAAGGAUUGUAGGAGGAUCCACAACCACUAUCUCACAAUACCCAACUAUUGCUGGUCUUUUGUUCACAUGGAGCACCAACCACCGUCAGUCAUGCGGCAGUGUGAUCCUUAACAACAGACACAUUAUGACGGCCGCUCACUGUACCAUUAACCACCCACCUGGCAGAUUCCGUGUUCGAACAGGCUCCACUUUCGCUAACAGUGGCGGUGUUGUUCACAUCGUUGCUGUGAUCUUCAACCAUCCUAAUUACAACUCCGUUACUUUGGACAAUGAUAUUGCGACCAUGCGUACCAAUAACCUGAUUAUGUUCAACACCAACACACAACCUGCUGCCAUCGCAGGCCCUAACUAUAAUGUUGCUGACAACCAGGUCGUUUGGGCUGCUGGAUGGGGAUCAACUAACUUUGGGGGUCAUUUGUCUGAGACCCUUCGCCACGUGCAGAUGUGGUCUGUCAACCACAACCUGUGUACGAACCGCUACAGAGAAGUUGGCUGGUCUCUAACUAGCAGAAUGUUGUGCUCCGGCUGGCUCGACGUCGGCGGUCGAGACCAGUGCCAGGGAGACUCCGGCGGUCCUCUUUACCACAACAAUGUUGUUGUUGGUAUCUGUUCAUUCGGAGAACAAUGCGGACUUGCUCGAUAUCCAGGAGUUAACACACGUAUUUCCAGUUUUACGUCAUGGAUCCAGAGUAAUUCAUAAAUCUCAAGAUAACAAAUAAUUAAAUGAUUUUCUUAUCACGUCAUGUUAAUCAAUGCGCUUCGUUUUUUUGUAAUAAAUGUAUGAAAUUU
Messenger RNA from Trichoplusia ni (cabbage looper), 1002 nucleotides. Its product is annotated as trypsin, alkaline B-like. Gene Ontology annotation, molecular function: serine-type endopeptidase activity. Bases 149 to 913 code for a protein of 254 amino acids. The transcript has 4 exons. NCBI's taxonomy places the organism in Eukaryota, Metazoa, Arthropoda, Insecta, Lepidoptera, Noctuidae. Gene Ontology annotation, biological process: proteolysis. The record is from RefSeq and is a predicted model, not a curated record.